Ananas comosus (pineapple) is the source of this 3312-nucleotide messenger RNA. RefSeq names its product L-arabinokinase-like. The transcript is spliced from 29 exons. Lineage: Eukaryota; Viridiplantae; Streptophyta; Magnoliopsida; Poales; Bromeliaceae. The record is from RefSeq and is a predicted model, not a curated record. The coding region runs from base 164 to 3118 and encodes 984 amino acids. Gene Ontology annotation, molecular function: ATP binding.
ACCCCGCCCACCACCAAUUCGAAGAUGUCGCAAACAUCCCCCCCUUUCCCCUCUCUCUCUCUCUCUCUCUCUCUCUCUCUCGAAUUAGGGUUUUUGCGAUCCCAACUCCUCUCCUCACUCGUAUGCUAGGGCUCUAGAACGGGGGAGGGAGAAGGAGCUCACGAUGAGCGGCAAUGGCGGUGCCCUCACCUUCGCCUACUACGUCACCGGCCACGGAUUCGGCCACGCCACCCGCGUCGUCGAGGUAGUGCGGCAUCUGAUUGCCGCCGGUCAUGUAGUUCAUGUUGUAACGGGUUCUCCGGAUUACGUGUAUACGACUGAGAUUAAUUCACCCAAUCUCCAUCUUAGGAAGGUUUUGUUGGACUGUGGAGCUGUGCAAGCUGAUGCUUUGACUGUUGAUUGCCUUGCCUCUUUAGAGAAGUAUGCUCAAACUGCAAUGGUGCCUCGGGCUACUAUUAUGGCAACUGAAGUAGAGUGGCUGAAAUACAUUAAAGCUGACCUUGUGGUCUCUGAUGUUGUUCCGGUAGCAUGUCGAGCGGCAGCAGAUGCUGGAAUCCGAUCUGUUUGCGUCACAAACUUUAGUUGGGAUUUCAUAUAUGCAGAGUAUGUCAUGGCUGCCGGUCACCUGCAUCGUUCUACAGUGUGGCAGAUUGCUGAAGACUAUUCUCAUUGUGAGCUAGUUCUCCGGCUUCCAGGCUAUUGCCCAAUGCCUGCCUUCCGAGAUGUAAUUGAUGUUCCUUUGGUUGUGAGGAGAUUGCACAAAUCUCGACAAGAGGUGCGUGAAGAACUAGGAAUUGGAGAUGAUGUAAAGGUUCUUAUUUUCAAUUUUGGCGGACAGCCAGCUGGAUGGAAGCUGAAGCAAGAAUGGUUGCCUACUGGUUGGCUAUGUCUGGUCUGUGGAGCACCCGAUGACCAAGAGCUUCCUCCUAACUUUAUAAAGCUUCCAAGAGAUGUAUACACGCCUGAUGUAAUUGCUUCAUCUGAUUGCAUGCUUGGUAAAAUUGGGUAUGGCACAGUCAGUGAAGCUUUAGCAUAUAAGUUGCCUUUUGUUUUUGUACGGAGAGACUACUUCAAUGAAGAGCCUUUCUUGAGAAAUAUGCUUGAGUACCACCAGGGUGGUGUUGAGAUGAUCAGGAGGGAUUUACUUAGCGGACAGUGGAUGCCUUAUAUCGCACGUGCACUUACUCUUAAACCAUGCUAUGAUGGUGGCAUUAACGGUGGCGAAGUUGCUUCCAACAUUCUACAGGAUAUUGCUAAUGGAAAAUGUCAUGCAUCAACAAAGAGUGGGGUAAGGCGGUUGCAUGAUGCGAUCAUUCUUGGGUAUCAAUUGCAACGAGCCCCAGGAAGGGAAAUCAACAUACCAGAAUGGUAUUCUAUGGCUGAAAAUGAAGUGGGCCUUCACCUUGCACCGCCAAAUGUGGAAACAAAUGGGAGUGCAUACUCGGAAGAGUUAUGUAUUGAGAACUUUGAGAUUCUUCAUGGAGAACUGCAUGGCUUGUCGGAUACAGUAGCAUUUCUGAACAGCCUGUCGAAUCUCGCUAGUGAAGCUGAUCCAGGAAAAUAUACUGAGAAGCACAUGUUAAGGGACCAGGUCGCUGCAGCUGCGUUUUUCAACUGGGAGGAGGAAUUUUAUGUGACAAGAGCACCUGGAAGGUUGGACGUAAUGGGAGGGAUUGCGGACUAUUCUGGAAGCCUAGUUUUGCAGAUGCCUAUUGGAGAGGCGUGUCAUGUUGCUGUACAAAGAAAUCAUCCCACUAAGCAAAAACUAUGGAAGCACGUCCUCGCACGACAAACAAAAAAAGGGGAAGGAUAUUCUCCUGUUCUGCAAAUUGUAUCUUUAGGAUCUGACUUAAGUAACCGGGCACCGACCUUUGACAUGGACUUAUCAGAUAUGAUGAAUGGCGAGAAACCAAUAUCAUAUGAAGAGGCAUAUAAGUACUUUGCACAAGACCCAUCCCAGAGGUGGGCGGCAUAUGUUGCAGGGACAGUUAUUGUGUUGAUGUCUGAACUUGGUGUGCGCUUUCCUGACAGCAUCAGCAUACUUGUCUCUUCUGCUGUUCCAGAGGGAAAAGGAGUGUCCUCUUCUGCAGCAGUGGAGGUUGCAACCAUGUUUGCGCUUGCCGCUGCUCAUGGGCUAGAUAUUUCUCCAAGGGAUAUAGCAUUGCUCUGUCAAAAGGUUGAGAACUAUAUUGUUGGAGCUCCUUGUGGGGUGAUGGAUCAAAUGACUUCUGCUUGUGGAGAAGCUAAUAAGCUUCUUGCAAUGGUUUGCCAGCCCGCAGAGGUAAAGGAACUGGUUACAAUCCCUAGUCACAUUCGAUUUUGGGGUUUUGAUUCUGGGAUAAGGCACAGUGUUGGCGGGGCAGAUUAUGGAUCUGUGCGAGUCGGUACAUUCAUUGGGCGGAAGAUUAUUAAAUCUGCAGCACAGGCCGUGUUGUUUCAUUCAAUGGAUGGUGCCACCACUUCUCAUUAUGUGGAUGAGAUAAAUUCCGAUGAGUAUGAAGACCAUAGUGAUGAGCUACUCAAAACCGAAGUUUCUUUAGACUAUCUAUGCAACCUUUCAACACACAGAUAUGAAGCUGUCUAUGCAAAAAAGCUUCCACAGAGUAUACUUGGUAAUGUAUUCUUGGAGAAGUAUAUCGAUCAUGAAGAUAUGGUAACCACAAUCAAUCCCCAGCUUACUUAUGCAGUCAAGGCACCCACUAAACAUCCCAUUUAUGAAAAUUUCCGAGUUGAGGCCUUCAAGGCACUGCUAACUGCAGGAUCAACAGAUGAACAACUUCAUGCGCUUGGUGAACUUAUGUAUCAGUGUCAUUACAGCUACAAUGACUGUGGCCUUGGCUCAGAUGGGACAGACAGGCUUGUCGAAUUAGUGCAAGAAAUUCAGCAUAAAAAUUCCGCUCAAGGUGGAAAAGGCACUCUUUUUGGUGCAAAAAUUACUGGAGGUGGCUCAGGUGGCUCUGUGUGUGUUAUAGGAAGAAACUGUGUUAAAAGCAGUGAGCAAAUCCUUCAGAUUCAAGAGAGGUACAAAGCUGCUACCGGCUAUUUUCCCUAUGUCUUUGAGGGGUCAUCGCCUGGUGCUGGGACAUUUGGAUACCUAAAAUUGCGGCAUCAGCUCUAGAGAUAAGUAUCUGCAAAAUUAAUUGCGAUUGGACAGUUUGUUAGUUGUAAAUUACAUUUCUUGAAUGGUUACUUCUUUGAAGGAUCAUUAGUAGUUCAAGCUCAACAAUGGCUGUUAUCUUGAUGUGUGUGAAGAAACAACAAAUGUAGGGGAUUCAAUUUAAUAAAAUUUUCUUUCAUCCUUGACUGAAUAAA